Molecule: messenger RNA, 600 nt
Organism: Chenopodium quinoa (quinoa)
Lineage: Eukaryota; Viridiplantae; Streptophyta; Magnoliopsida; Caryophyllales; Amaranthaceae
Exons: 1
Coding region: 1-600 (199 amino acids)
Source: RefSeq, a predicted model, not a curated record
AUGGAACCCAAAAUAGAAAGCAUAACAAGAAAAAUAUGGAAAAUAGUGAGUGUGGCUAUUUUCAUGAUAAAGAAAGGCUUAAGCAAGAAGAAGUUACUCAUGGAUCUCAACUUUAUGAUGAAACGUGGCAAAAUUGCCGGUAAAAAAGCCCUAGGAAACCUUAUGUUCCACCACAACACUCAGGGCGGCGUUGGUGGGCAGUCUAACCUCACCAACGACGCCCGGGAGUACGAGUUUAGUUGUAGUGACACACCCUUAUACCGUCACUACUUCACCAACAAAAGAAAAAAUCAACGUCACCAAAUAAAUGACCAAUAUUACAUGCCCUACCCUUUAACCUUGGAAGAUGGUCAAAAUGUUAACCUAGAGGAUUUUAACAGCGUGCUAGAAAUGAUGUUACGUAAUGAAGAGGCUGGUGGUGGUCUUUCGGCCCCUUCGCCGGCUUUGCCCGGUCUAGGAUUUGGACGGAGCCCUACGGUCCGGCAGCUAAGGAUAACGGACUCGCCGUUUCCGGUGCAAAAUGUGGAGGAGGACAAGCAUGUAGAUCAAGCUGCUGAAGAUUUUAUUAAAAAUUUCUAUUCACAACUUAAGCUGCAAUAA